GUGUCCAUUUCGGAUGUGACCAGCAGUGAGUCGGGGACCAUACGCGACAAAUGGGGCAAUGAAAUUGAGUUUCUAUUCUCCUGUAUUGCCUUGUCCGUGGGUUUGGGUAAUGUUUGGCGUUUCCCCUUCAUUGCCCUGGCCAAUGGGGGUGGGGCAUUUGUUAUACCCUAUGUUAUUGUUUUGCUGCUUAUCGGCAGACCGGUUUAUUAUAUGGAGGUGAUAUUGGGCCAGUUUUCCAGUCGGGGAUGUGUUAAGGCAUUUGGUAUGGUGCCGUUGAUGAAGGGCAUUGCCUAUGGCCAGGUGUAUUCCACUGCCGUGGCCACCACCUAUUAUGCCAGCAUCAUGGCCCUGACCAUCAAAUACUUGAUUUCCUCCUUUGCCGACAUUUUGCCUUGGACCUAUUGCCGUCCGGAAUGGGGAGCCCAGUGUAUUGCCACGUCGGAGGCAAUACCACAAACGACGAAUGAAACCCUCAGCAAACAUGUCUCCUCAGCUGAAUUGUUUUUCACCAAAUCCGUUCUACGUGAAGCCGACUCCCUCGAAGAGGGUCUGGGCUGGCCCAGUUGGGAUUUGGUGCUUUGUCUAAUGGCUGCUUGGAUACUAAUUGCCAUCAUAUUAAUCAAAGGUAUACGCAGUUCGGGUAAGGCAUCCUAUUUCCUGGCUCUCUUUCCCUAUGUGGUCAUGUUUGUGCUGCUGUGGCGGGCGCUUACAUUGCCAGGAGCCUUGGAUGGAAUUGUGUACUUUUUGAAACCACAAUGGGAUCAGCUUUUAAAUCCACAAGUCUGGUACAAUGCCAUAACCCAAAUGUUCUUCUCCUUGGCCAUAUGUUUUGGUACUCUGGUCAUGUAUGCCUCCUUUAAUAAUUUUCGCAAAAAUGUUUACAGGGAUGUCAUUAUCAUCACCAGCGUGGAUUCCGUUACCUCCAUUCUGGCUGGCUGCAUUAUAUUCGGCAUCCUGGGCAAUCUGGCCUAUGAAACAAACACCUCGGAUAUUUCCAAAGUCGUAAAGGGAGGUGCCGGCCUGGCCUUCAUCUCCUAUCCCGAGGCCAUAGCCAAAUUCAAACAUCUACCUCAGGUCUUUGCGGUCCUGUUCUUUUUGAUGCUGCUGGUGCUGGGCAUGGGCAGCAAUGUCGGCAUGGCUUCGUGUGUGAUAACGGUAAUAAAGGAUCGCUUCACGUUUCUGUCACACUGGAUGUUGGCCGUUGCCAUGGCAGUGGUGGGUUUUGUGUGUGGCCUUGUCUACAUGACCCCCGGAGGACAAUUCAUUUUGAAUUUGGUGGAUUUCUUUGGCUGUUCGUUUAUUGCCCUCUUCUUGGCCAUUGCCGAGCUGAUGACAAUUGCCUGGAUUUAUGGUGUCAAACGUUUGUGCCAGGACAUUGAAUUUAUGUUGGGCGUAAAAACCGGCCUCUACUGGCGCAUCUGUUGGGCUCUCAUCACUCCCGGUUUGAUGUUUGCCGUCUUGGUUUACACUCUGAUUACCCUGGAACCAUUGACCUACAAUGGUGUUGGCUAUCCUGUAAGUGUUUACAAUGUGGCCUGGAUUUUAUGGGGCAUUGGUGUGGCUCAAUUGCCGCUGUGGGCCAUUCAUGCCAUUUACAAACAAAGAGGCAGCAGUUUUAUGGAGAAAUUCUACAAUUCAUUGAAACCCUGCCGCAACUGGGGCCCAGCGGAUCCAAAACUCUAUCAAGAGUAUUUGGUUUUUAGGAAUAAUUUACCUGAAGCUGAUGCACUGCCGAGAGAGCAUCCCCCUUCAUUGUGGUCUAGAUUUUGUAAUAAUAUCUUCCAUUGAGUUGAGAUUUGGAACUAUUGUUAGUUUUUAGGUAUUCAUGGAUGGGAAUGGAGUACCCCAUAUUGCCGUCUACAUACCACAUCCUAGAUAGCUGAUAUUUUGUAGUGCUCUUUAGAUAAAUAAUAACACAUAGUUUUAGUUCAACCAUGGACUGAAUAAUGUAUAGCCCAUGAAUUGCUUCCUUAUAUUUGCCCUGUUCCAGAACCUGUAAGAAUCUACU
Molecule: messenger RNA, 2008 nt
Organism: Musca domestica (house fly)
Lineage: Eukaryota; Metazoa; Arthropoda; Insecta; Diptera; Muscidae
Product: sodium-dependent nutrient amino acid transporter 1-like
Exons: 6
Biological process (GO): sodium ion transmembrane transport
Cellular component (GO): membrane
Molecular function (GO): L-amino acid transmembrane transporter activity
Source: RefSeq, a predicted model, not a curated record